Messenger RNA from Oncorhynchus gorbuscha (pink salmon), 9012 nucleotides. RefSeq names its product DNA-binding protein RFX7-like. NCBI's taxonomy places the organism in Eukaryota, Metazoa, Chordata, Actinopteri, Salmoniformes, Salmonidae. The record is from RefSeq and is a predicted model, not a curated record. Gene Ontology annotation, molecular function: RNA polymerase II cis-regulatory region sequence-specific DNA binding; DNA-binding transcription factor activity, RNA polymerase II-specific. Gene Ontology annotation, biological process: regulation of transcription by RNA polymerase II. The transcript is spliced from 10 exons. The coding region runs from base 288 to 4676 and encodes 1462 amino acids.
UUUGCAAACGCACGGGUCGUCCCAAAAGGCUGCGACAGAACCCUGGCGAAAGCCUGCAUUUUGUAUUCCUCUACACGUUUUAAAACAUGCCUGUGCAUGGUGUUCGAAAUUAACUGUCUAACCAUGUUUUCCCGGCACCGUUUCUACCUUGGAACUGAGGCCACGUAUAUCGCAAAUGAGAACGGGUGGGUCCGUAAUGUACAGUAGGAAAAUAACUGCUUUCUCGAGGUCCAGGUUGAGGCCUGCAUGUUAAAGAUCCCUUUCCUCCCAUCCUGAAACUCAUCGUGAUGACUGAGGAUCAACAACAACAUGAUCAGCACCCGAAGCUGGGCUCUGGAAUAAGCACCUUACCAUCCCUAGUUCCUGGACUGCAAGGGACUGAGGCCAGUGCGUUGCAGCUCAAAAUAAAGAAUUCCAUCUGUAAAUCUGUACAGUCAAAGGUGGACAAUAUUUUGCAAGAUGUGGAGACGUUUACAGACAUCGAGAAACUCUACCUCUACCUUAAGUUGCCUUCUGGUCCCAGCAACAGUGAAAAAAGGACUGAGAGAGGGUCUGCCAGUCCUGGAGAACUGUCAUGCAGUGAUCAGAGCUCCAUGUCAUCAAGCCGCACUCAACAGAUGCACGCGUUCAACUGGAUUCGCAGUCACCUAGAGGAACACCCAGAAACCUCUCUGCCCAAACAGGAGGUCUAUGAUGAGUACAAGAGCUAUUGUGACAAUCUCUGCUACCACCCACUGAGUGCGGCGGACUUUGGAAAGAUCAUGAAAAAUGUAUUUCCAAACAUGAAGGCACGUCGACUUGGCAUGAGAGGCAAAUCAAAAUACUGCUAUAGUGGACUGAGGAAGAAAGCCUUUGUCCACAUGCCAGCUUUACCCAACCUGGAGUUACAUAAAACAGGGGACGGGUGUGAGGUGCUGGAGGCCUCAGGUCAGCUGUGCAGUGCGGACGAGGAGGUGCGCUCUGCGGCCUGUGGCCUGGUGUGUGAAUGGGCCCAGAAGGUGCUGAGCCGCCAGUUUGAUGCUGUGGAGGACCUGGCUCGCUUCCUCCUCAACAGCCACUAUAUCGGCACCAAGUCUGUGGCAGCCCUCACGGUCAUGACUGGUACACCAACAGGAGUUAAAACGCCACUGCCAUCCACAGCAUUCGCACCAACAGCUGAAGCCCACUCCUUCCAGUCCCAAGUGAAGACCCUGCCCUCUCCCUCCAUCGAUGCCAAGCAGCAGCUCCAGCGGAAGAUCCAGAAGAAGCAGCAGGAGCAGAUGCUGCACUCCCCCCUCCCCGGAGAGGCUCAGUCUAGGCGGGCUGACGGGGGCACGCCUGGGGUCGGCUCCAUUACCUGUAGAAGCCCAGCCCUGCUCUCCCCACAUCCCACCAUUGGCAUUAUGGUAGCUGCAGUCCCCAGCCCCAUCACGGUACAAAGGAGCAGGCAGCUGAUGUCCCCCAGUCCUGUGGGAACAUCGGAGGGCAAGAUUCUGCCUGUCAACUUCCAAGUGUUGACCCAGUCAAUGCAGCCUGUCAAGUGUCCCAAGACCCCUCAGAAUAUCCCAGCCAGCCCUGUGGGGGACCGCUCUGCCCGCCACCGCUAUGCCCAGAUCCUGCCUAAACCCUCAGCCACCAGCGCCAUCACCCUGCGCUCUCCCCCCACCCUACUCAUCACCAACAGCCCCAUCAAGACCGUGAUGCAGCCCACACCCCACAUCAGCUCUGUCAAUGUGGUCAAGAUGACCACCAUAUCCCUGGCUCCCAACUGCAGCACUACAACAACUUUAACAAACACCACCUUAAGGCCUGCCUCUGCUGGCAUGGGCAGCACUGUAGCCCUGGAGGAGAGCAGACCCAGCCCACGGGCCAGGAGUGGCUCUGCAGCCCCCAUCCUGUCCCCCUUAGCCAGGUCAGGCUGGGCCACCACCACCCCUACCAUCGACAUCAAGAUGAUUGAGGGUGAAACCAUAAGUGAAGGCAGUCCGGCCCUGGGUGCUAGCAGGCUUACUAUGAGUCAGGAAGCUGCAGGGGGCCAGAGGGCUGGAGGAGCUGUACCAAGGGCUGCCAGUGUGCCCAUGCCUCACACUAAAGGCUCCCUGGGACUGGAGGCAAUGGCUGGAACCAAUUGCAAUGGCAAGUCCUCUUUGUGCAACAACACUGUGGCAGCUACAGCUGGUAGCAAUAAUGACACCAAUAACGAAAGUACUUUGUAUUUGACGGUCUCCAAUCAGAAUACCAGCACCACUCUGUCACCCAAUGGCGGUACUGUUGCCACAUCACUCAUCGCCUCCAAGAGCCCCAGGAAACGCACAGGCGUCGGCCCAGAGUCUUAUCCCACGCCUGUCAAAAGGGUCUUCAUCUCCCAGCAACCUCUUGGGGGCUCCGAUGGUUACAGACAUGGGAUUGGUGCAGGAGUGAAGAAACUCCCCAGGGCAGGAACCCCGGUCAGACCUGAAAGUGCACCAGCCAUUGGUAAAGUUACUGUGAAACUGAACUCCACUGUCCCAACUCGAAUCCUGUCACUCUCUGAUUCCCCCAUCGGAACCAGAGGCUUCCAGACUGUUGUCAAGCCACAGAGCUCCGUGCAGAGAAGAGACACUCCGAUCACCAUGGACACUAGCAGCAUCGGCAACGUUAGUGCCCCGGCUGGUCAUGCACGAAUUCAGCACCAGCAGCACAUGACGGGUAACAUGCAAGCCAUGCCCAACAGCUCUGCCCUACUGGAGCAGUCUGCUGUGAGUGACCUGAGGAACACCAUGUGGGUUGGGGGCCAGCUGGAGGGAGGUAAGCAACAACAGCAGCAAGCCUACGCCCAGCAGAUCACAGACCACAAGCAGGCAUCCACACAGGUCAUGGAGCCCCUGGCCAUGAUGGGCCAGGCCCCAGCCUCUAGCCAGCUCUCCAUGCAGACAGACAUGGACUACUUCCAUUUCAAUGAUGACGAUAUGACCCAGGACAGCAUUGUGGAGGAGCUGGUGCAGAUGGAGGAGCAGAUGAAGCUCAACAGCAGUCUGCAGGCCUUCGGAGCUGACGUGACGCUGCAAGGCCAUCAGUCUGUAAUGCAGGGCAACAUGAUGUCCUCCAACCAGACAAUGACCCCUUACUACCAAUCAGUACACAGCAGCACCACCCCUGUCCAAACUCCCACCCCUACCCCAACUCCCACAUCCACCUCUGAGAUGAUGGGAGGAGGCCAGGGCCUGACUAGGGAGAGCCCCUGCUCCCACAUGGCCCCCACCACCCCAGUGGACAGUGCCCUGGGGAGCAGCCGACACACCCCCAUCGGCACUCCACACUCCAACUGCAGCGGCAGCGUGCCCCCCAGCCCUGUGGAGUGCAGGAACCCCUUUGCCUUCACUCCCAUUAACUCCAGCAUUACAGGCUACCACGACGGCAGCAUUGUCUCCAGCAGCCCCGUCAAGCCCAUGCAGAGGCCCAUGGCUACUCACCCAGACAAGGCCAAACUGGAGUGGAUGAACAAUGGUUACAACAAAAGCGGGGGGAACUCCAUCAACGGCAUCAGUAUCCUCCCCAGCUAUCAGGACCUGGUCGACGACCACUUCCGAAAGCCCCAUGCCUUCGCCAUCCCUGGCCAGUCCUAUCAGUCUCAGACGAGGCACCACGACGGACACUACGGCCGCCUGACACCCAUCUCUCCGGUGCAGCAGCAGGCAGCCAGUAUGGCCAACCUGAACAAGCAGGAGAGCUUUGCUGUGCCCGCCCCUCUGGACAACAAGACCACCAGUACAUCUUCAGCAGGCGGGACCUUCCGCUGUCGUAGUGUAAGCCCUGCCGUGUGCCAGCGAAACCUGAGUGGCAACCAGAGUGGCAACAUCCCCCGAACAGUGGUGUCCCCCUUCACCUCCCCCGUGACCCCCGAGAUGAUCAACAUCUUCGCCAACAGCCAUGGGGAUGUCAGCAGCAUGGCACAGAGGAGCCAGUCUGUGCCUGUUAACGUGAUGAUGCAGACGGAGGUGCCGCCCACGCAGGGCCAGACCAACAGCAAAAAGAUCACCAACGUGCUCCUGAGCAAGAUGGACGGGGACAGUGACGACGCGGUGCGGGGCCUGGGUAUCAACAACCUUCCGUCCAACUACACAGCCCGCAUGAACCUCACCCACAUCUUAGAAACCACUCCCAGCUUCCCCAGAAGUGCCAACCAUCAGACUCUGAUGACUUCCAACACUCAGAAUGCGUACGAGUUUCAGAAGCCUGGUUACCUCAUGAAGAACUCUAGGAACGAACAGAUGAUUCUCUCAGCAGGUGACAGCCAAGCACAAUCGGCUACUGGAGAACAGCAGCAUCAGCAGAGCCAGCCUAUGCUGCUGGCCCAGAACCUUCAGCAGCAACAACAACAGCUGCAGCUAGAUUUCAGCACCACCGUUAAAGACCUCUUAGCGGACGGCAGCCUUACUCCUGGCAAUCAGCUUGUGGGACAGGUGUCAGAACUCAACCCUGUGGGGUCUGAUUUUCGACUGACCUCUGAUCUUUCCAGUAGCAUCAAUGACCUGAACAAUUUGGACACAAACCUUCUGUUUGACCCCAAUCAGCAGCAGGGACAAUAUGAAGACUCUACACUGGAAGAACUGAAGAAUGAUCCGCUGUUCCAGCAGAUUUGCAGCGAGACUGCGAAUUCCAAUGGAUUUGAUUGGCUGGAAAGUAAAGACCAGCCCACAGUUGGGUUAAUGGGUUAAUAUGGGCUCUGCUUUUAUUUCAUGAAGGUGAAAUGGUUUGUUUAUACCUAUUGUUUUGUAAAAAUCUUCUUUGUAAUUAUUCACAUUGACAUUGUAUAGCACACUGCAACACUCGGGAUACAAUGACUUUUGUCCAGUCUAAGUGCCAGGCUGAACAGAAAUGAUCACACUUACAAAUAUGCUGGUUUUCUCUCACAGCUCAGCGCUGGUGCUGACUCAUCCAUUUCUUCCUCUUCAGACAUCAUAGUUAUUCAAGACCAUUCAAAUCAAGACCGUAGAAUAACAAGUAUUUUUACAUUUUCAGAAGGACAGGAUAUAAAGAGAGAGAUGUUUAAGAGAUCUCUAUCUGUAGACUAUCAUUUUGGAUAAUGUUUUUGUUCAGGAGCUGUUGACUAAAACAAGAGGUUUGGCAAAUAAUUGGCAACUGUUCCUCCCUCUGUAAAUUGUUUUACUUCCAUUGAGGUAGAUCCUGAAGAUGGACUUUAUCAGACAAAUCAUUUGGAAUUGCUUUAGAAGCAUACUGUUGUGCAAGAACGGUAAAUGGGUUGUAUGCUCACCUAAUAUGCCCCUGUACCUCUCAAUUAAGAGUUGAGAUACUUCGAGAGGGCAUUUGCAGUAGCAUGCACUGGUACUAAUGUUUCAGGUGCAAGACAAAUAUACCAAAAUCAAUCGAUGGUUAAAAAAAAUCCCCCAUAAUCUGUAAAUAAAAAUGUUUUGUUGGUCUACUUAAAGAACCAUGUUUUAUAUAUUUCCACACUGGUUGGAAUAAUACUGUGAAAAUGAUAAUGCCCUUUUAGUGUAGGAGCUGUUUGAAAAGAACGCCUAAAAUUUCAGCCUGUGUAGGUGAGAUGGAGUUUUGGCCUGCAUGGUGACAUCACCUGGCAGUAUAUGUAUUUAAUAGACCAAUAAGAAAGAGUUCCAAACCUUCUGCCAAUAACAGCUAGUUUUUAGGUUUCCCCUCCCUACUCAGUCCUAGCAAAAUUCUUGCUUGAGAAUUUGUUCUUUGCUAAGAACCUAUUUUUAUUACUUUUUGCCCAUUUCUUUCAAUUAAAUCACAAUAAGGUACUUCAUUUUUACCCAGAAAUAAAUGAUUUGAUAUUGAGAUAAAAAAAACCCCGCUGUGUUCGACCUUUAACAUACAUUGUUUGCAAUGAUAUUGAGGCAAACUAAUUCCAUUCUCUCAGAAUUUGGAUUUUUACAAGUAGGAAAACGGCAGCUGUUUGAAAAAGAAUCUGUGUGACUACAGAAUAUUAUUCAAACUAUAGAUUUAAAGGUCAAGAUAUACUGUCUGUAUACUAAACUUGUCAGAAGAUGUCGGAUUGUCCGUUUUGCUGAAAUGUUAUGCAAACUUUACAAAUAAGAUAUUGACCACUCAAAUUGCAGUGUGCAUGGUACAAAAAAUGUAGGCUAUUAAAUCGAGAUUUGAAUGUACUAUGUCUUUUCACCUUUUCAAAUUUCCCCUCAUGUCUCAGUAGUUAAUGCACUUUGGGACAUUGAAACUGAGCGCAGGUAGCUGAAGAACAACAGAUGGUAUCUGUUAAUAUUGUCAUUUUGUAGGCUUGCUUCACCCACAUUUUGCCCUGAAUGCUGACAUUAUUACUGUAGUUGAGCUCCCCUGUCCUUCGUGUCGAAAGGAUUGCUUUGUUUAGAAUCGUAUAUGUUUAUAAGAAUUAAAACAAUCAUAAUAAAGACCUGUAAUGGGGAUAGCUUGCACUUUAGUGACUGCAGAACUAAAGGAAAUGGGCUUUAAGAUGGAGCUCAAAGAACAGUUAAAUAUUGUAUUUAAACCGUAUAAUGCAGAAGAUGACCCUUUUCACCUCUGUCAAGUUUUUUUAAGACUUGUGUAGGGCACUCGUGGGGAGUUUUAUUUACGUUCUUUGUGACUAUAUGGCGGGUAUCAUUUUAAUUAACAGAAAUAUAUUGAUUUAAGUAAGGAAGUGGAGGAAUAUAUGAAUAGGAAUUUACCCUUAUAACACCCCUAUACCAAAGUGUAUUGACUGGAGAUGACCCUGCCCUGUUUCAGUCGUGUAUCUAUUUGGGGGAAAAUGACUAUUCAUUCUGGUUCUGAUUUAUUUUAACACUAUGCAUUUUUUACUUAUCAAAGCGGCUGCUACUGUCAAAGUAGGUUACUGCAGGUUUAUGUAAAUGUGUGUCGUUUUUCCCUUAAAAAAAAAUUGUUUCAUGUUACAUACAUUCAGUAAAACAUGUGGUGGAUAUGAAGUAAUUCAGAUUAAAUUAAAGUUAGUUUAGUUUAAUAUUAUGCCAUUAGAUAUUCAAAGUCCUUCCUAUAAAAAGGCACAAAAGUGCAUAUUUUACCGUCAUACAUCGAAAGCUAUUCCCCUUACAUUAGUCUAGAUCCAGUAGAAAAUACAGUAUUCUGGAAUACUGUAAUACAGAAUUACAUAAACAUUUGUAUAAAUUGUCAUUUUCUUCCCCUUGAAUAAUGUUUUUGUUGAGUUCAUUAAUGCACUGCAUUUUAUUCUAACAGUGAAGGGACGUGUUUCACCUGGAAACAAAAAAAAGGCAUUUCUUGGUAAAGUAUGGGUCAUCUAUUACAGGUUUAAAUGGCUUAUAGUAUAGUGAAGAACAGUGUGUGAAUAAGGCGUGCAAAUCAUAAAGGGAAUAGCUAAUUGGCCAGAUCCUGUGGUUUUUAUGAGCUUUUAAUCUUCUGAGCCUUAUAUCCAUACCAAAGAGUAACUAAUGAGAAAAAAAGCAUUAAAUAGGAUUUUUUUUAGAAGUACCCACAAAUAACCCUGACAUCAGUCAAAUACCUUUAUAUGGCCAUUUGGAAUUGUCCUUCUUUCAGGUGGGAUGGUUGAAAAUAAUUUGAGGAAAUUGUGAAACUGGCAACUGAUCUGUAGCACUGGAAAACAUGCUGAAAACCACACUACUGUUCUGGUUUAUAAAAACCAAUGUAGCAGGACAAUAUUGGGGUUAAUUCAGUUGACUGUUGUAAGUGUUCCUCUCAUUUUGAAUCCCACAGUUUGUACAUAUGAAAGCUCUGACACUGUAUUGUUAUAACUUAAACUGGUUCUGUGCACCUGCACCCUCUGAAAUGCUAUAUUGGUGAUUUUGGAUCAGGAGCCAGCUAAACUGUGCUUGUGUGUUUGGCCGCUGGCACCCUGCCCUUUCUUGUACAGAUAAUGCUGUGUUUGUUUUUUUCUUAGCUUGGUGUUUUUUUGUUUGCUUCCUGAGAUUUAUAUUGGUCACCUUUUUACAGAAGACGUCUGCUUCGAGUGAGAAAAUAGCAUGGGUAUUUACAUUUUAAGUAUUAGAUAUUACCAGGUUGCAUAGCUAUCUUUCUCUGACAGAUUUUGUGCCCAGAACAUUGCAAUGGACAUCGGAAUGUCAUGGUUAAAAUUUCAACAAGCUUUGAAGGUUCAUGUUAUUGCACUAAACAUUUAAUGAACCAAGGCAUUGGCACCUCUUUUAGGACAAAUGCAUUAAUUGAAGCCACCCAAAUAUUUUUUUAAAGAGCUUAACUAAGUGAAAAAAUAAUUGAAAUGUCAAUCAAAAAAAUAUGAGAACGCUAAUUGUCUUGUGUAGCAAUGUACCUUAAUCUCAAUGAGACUUUUUUUUUACUUCAUUCUCAUGAGAAUAUGAAACUCCAUUUAAAGAAACAUUUAAACAGAAAUAUCGUCAAAUAAAUCAUUCACCAUGUUAAUAAAUUAUAUGUGUGCAUGUUUGUAGAAUUAUAUUGUACAGAGUAUUUGUAACCACUUUGCUGUAAUUCAGGAUUGGUCCUGUCAAUCGGAACAGAAAGGAAUAGCGACUCACAAGUUACUUGCAUUGUUUGAUGUUUACUAAUUCAGAUUAAUAUUUGUUCUGUAUGUUCAGGUUUUGAAUACGUUCUGUUUAUUUAGAUGUUUUUACUUUUUUUAUGUAACUCUGUGAAGAUUUAUUUUUUCUCUCCAGAAACAAUUGAAAAUAAGCACUGAUGUUUGUACUUAAAUGAAGACAAACCCUGUCUGUUCUUUAAGUGCACAGGGGCAGCUGAGUCCUGUACUUUUCACAGACCUGGUAAAAAGUCCCUUUAACCCUUGUUGUUGUCUAGUGUACAGCAGACCGUAGAGUAAUUUGAUAAAGUUGCUUUAGCGUUUCAGCAAAGUUUCUUCUGUCUUUUUUUAAUUGAAUGUGCUCAAGGAUGUUGAGAUUUUUUUAAGGGUUUUUAAAACCAAUAAAGUUUUUUAAAGUACUUGAAUAUCUUGGUUUCAAUUGUUGUUUUUCCACUCUGUGCAUUUACAUUACCUUCACUUAGCUAGAAUCUUCUGGUUUGGUCCCACAAAGGUUUUAUCCCCAGAGCUGUGAUGAUUAAAAUAAAUAUGUAUUUACUUUA